AUUGAAGCCCCCUCACCCAAAAAGAAGCCGAAAUAGGACUCACACUGGGAUGAGCUCAUCCCUGCACUUUUUCUCGCGAGAUGUCAGGAGUAGUGUUCGAUGACGAUGGCGGGAAAGUCCACCAUGGCGGGAAAAAGCAACGUGGUCAACACAAGAAGGGAGGCGCUGUUGCGCAGUGCAGCGCUGCAAAUUGCACCGAAAUACGCCACAAAAGCAACAAUUACUAUCUCAAAACCAGGACAGGAAAUAUCAUAUUUUAUGCUUCUGUUAUUUUUAAUCUCUAGAUUUCUCUUUAGUGUGUGUGUGUUCACAGAAAGUGGUGUUGUGCCUCUUUGUGGUUUAAAGGAAGAUUGUUUAUUAUAAAAGCUGAAGACUCAGAGAGGGAGGGAGAGGAAAAAAGAGCAGAGGAGGAAGGAAAGGAGGGAGGGAGGACUUAAUUAUAACAGGUUGGUAUGUACGUAGUGGUGAGUGUGCAGGGGAGCAAAAGUACAUUUUAUUAUUUAAUAUUUUUAGGAGGGGGGGUUUCAUGUGAAGCACACUGCAGGGUCUGAUUUUGCAUAUUAGGCCUCUUUAGUGACAUAACAAGGGGGGGCUGCAUCUAGUUGUGGUGUGUGCAUCUCAAGCAGGCGUGGAAAGGGAAUUAUUGUUGGUUGACUCUCUUCUUCAUCUUCCUCAUCAUCAUCAUCGUCAUCAUCAUCAUCCGGCCUGCUGAGGAGGGAAGCCGGGAGCUGGAGUUUGUGACACAGGACUCACCAUGGCGGUAAACCUGGACAAGGACGCUUACUACCGCCGGAUCAAGAGGUUCUACGGCAACUGGAAGAAAGCGGAGGAUGAGUUCGGCAAAGUCGAUGCCAUCGUUGUGUCCGUGGGAGUGGAUGAGGAAAUCGUGUACGCCAAAUCCACAGCCAUACAGACAUGGCUGUUCGGCUACGAGCUGACGGACACCAUCAUGGUGUUCUGCGACACCAAAAUCAUCUUCCUCGCCAGCAAGAAGAAGGUGGAUUUCCUCAAACAAGUCGCCAUAACGAAAGGCAACGAGAACGCCAACGGUGUCCCGCCCAUCACCCUGCUCACCAGAGAAAAGAAUGAAAGCAACAAAGGCAACUUCGACAAGAUGAUCGAGGCGAUCCGGAGCAGCAAAGAAGGAAAGACGGUGGGCAUCUUCAGCAAGGACAAGUUCCCCGGAGAGUACAUGAAGAGCUGGAACGACACGAUCAGCGCUGAGGGACUGGAAAAGGUGGACAUCAGCGCUGUGGUCGCGUACACGAUGGCGGUGAAGGAGGACGGCGAGCUGGGCCUGAUGAAGAAGGCGGCGGCCAUCACCAGCGAGGUUUACUCCAAGUUCUUUAAGGAGCGCGUCAUGGAGAUCGUGGACGCAGACGAGAAAGUGCGCCACAGUAAGCUUGCGGAGUCGGUGGAGAAGGCGAUCGAGGAGAAGAAGUACCUGGGUGGUGCAGAUCCCUCCACAGUGGAGAUGUGUUACCCUCCCAUCAUCCAGAGCGGGGGGAACUACAGCCUCAAGUUCAGCGUCGUCAGCGAUAAGAACCACAUGCACUUCGGCGCGAUCACGUGUGCCAUGGGCAUCCGCUACAAGUCGUACUGCUCCAACCUGGUACGGACCCUCAUGGUGGACCCGCCUCAGGAGAUGCAGGACAACUACAACUUCCUGCUGCAGGUGGAGGAGGAGCUGCUGAAAGAGCUCAAACACGGCGUAAAAAUCAGUGACGCCUACAACAUCGCUCAGGAGUACGUGAAGAAAGAGAAACCUGAUCUUGUUGCAAAGCUGACCAAAAACCUCGGCUUUGCGAUGGGAAUUGAGUUCAGAGAAGGCUCUUUGGUUUUGAACGCAAAAAAUCAGUACAAACUGAAAAAAGGCAUGGUGUUGAGUAUCAGUUUGGGUUUCGCUGACCUCGUAAACAAAGAGGGCAAAAAGGAGGAGCAGAAGAAGUACGCUUUGUUUAUUGGAGACACAAUACAGAUCAAUGAGGAGGAGGCCGCCACGAUACUCACACCGGUCAAGAAAAAGAUCAAAAAUGUGGGAAUCUUCUUGAAGAAUGAUGAUGAAGAGGACGAGGAGGAGGACGGAGACGAUGCAGAGGAGCUGCUGGGGAAGGGUGCUCGCAGCGCCGCCCUGCUGGCUGACAGAACCAGAAACGAAAUGACGGCGGAGGAGAAGAGGCGGGCCCACCAGAAGGAGCUGGCCAAUCACCUGAACAAUGAAGCGAAGCGGCGUCUGACGGAGCAGAAAGGAGAGCAGCAGAUCCAGAAGGCCAGAAAAUCCAACGUGUCCUACAAGAACGUCUCUCAGAUGCCUCGAGAAAAAGACAUUAGAGAGAUGAAGAUCUUCAUCGACAAGAAGUACGAGACCGUCGUCAUGCCCGUGUUUGGUAUCGCCACGCCGUUCCACAUCGCCACCAUCAAGAAUAUCAGUAUGUCCGUAGAAGGAGACUACACCUACUUGAGGAUCAACUUCUACGUCCCCGGCAGCUCUCUGGGGCGACAGGAAGGGAAUAUCUUCCCCAACCCCGACGCCACUUUUGUCAAAGAAAUCACGUACCGAGCCUCCAACCUGAAAGCCCCCGGCGACACCUCCGUGCCCUCCACAAACCUGCAGAACGCCUUCCGCAUCAUCAAGGAAGUCCAGAAGCGCUACAAGACGCGAGAGGCCGAGGAGAAGGAGAAGGAGGGCAUCAUCAAGCAGGACUCGCUGGUCAUCAACCUCAACCGCAGCAAUCCCAAGCUCAAAGACCUCUACAUCAGACCCAACAUCGCCCAGAAGAGGAUGCAGGGCUCGCUGGAGGCUCAUACUAAUGGUUUCCGUUUCACGUCAGUCCGCGGAGAUAAAGUCGACAUCCUGUACAACAACAUCAAACACGCCGUCUUCCAGCCGUGCGACGGGGAGAUGAUCAUCGUACUUCACUUCCACCUCAAGAACGCCAUCAUGUUCGGGAAGCGGCGCCACACAGACGUCCAGUUCUACACGGAGGUCGGGGAGAUCACCACAGAUUUGGGCAAACACCAACACAUGCACGACAGAGACGACCUGUACGCCGAGCAGAUGGAGCGCGAGAUGAGGCACAAGCUCAAGUCGGCCUUCAAGAACUUUAUCGAGAAGGUGGAGACGCUGACGAAGGAGGAGCUGGAGUUCGAAGUGCCCUUCAGAGACCUCGGGUUCCAGGGCGCCCCCUACAGGAGCACCUGCCUGUUACAACCAACGUCCAGUUCACUUGUGAAUGUUACAGAAUGGCCGCCGUUUGUGGUGACUCUGGACGAGGUGGAGCUGGUCCACUUUGAGCGUGUGCAGUUCCACCUAAAGAACUUCGACGUGGUCAUCGUUUACAAGGACUACAACAAGAAGGUGACCAUGAUCAACGCCGUGCCCGUCAACUCCCUGGACCCCAUCAAGGAGUGGCUCAACUCGUGUGACAUCAAGUACACAGAGGGAGUCCAGUCGCUGAACUGGACGAAGAUCAUGAAGACCAUCGUAGACGAUCCAGAGGGCUUCUUCGAGCAGGGAGGCUGGUCUUUCUUGGACCCAGAGAGCGAGGGGAGUGGUGGAGAGGAAGACUCGGAGUCAGAAAUGGAGGACGAAACGUUCAACCCGUCUGCAGACGAGGAAGAAGAAGAGGAGGAGGACAGUGACGAGGACUACGACUCGGAGACGGAGGACUCUGUGGAUUACAGCGCGUCGAUCGGCAGCGAGGAGGAGAGCGGGAAAGACUGGGACGAGCUGGAGGAAGAGGCCAGGAAAGCUGACAGAGAGAGCCACUACGAGGACGAGGACACAUCCAACAAGAAGAGGAAGGUCCGCCCAGAGCCGCCACCACCGCCCAGCAAGAAGAAGAGACGGCACUAAAUGUCUCACACACACAUAAUCACACACAGACACACACACACACACACACCCAUACUGCCAAACCUAGUUGACCCUUGACCCCUUAUUCUUUUACCCCAACUGGCUCUUCUGACCCACACACACACACACAAACAUACACAAACACACACACAGGAUGUGUAUAUAGAUGUUAGGAGCCCCUGAUUUUGGUGUUGGUCAGUGAUGUUGUAAUGAUGAGAGAGAACCAGGCAGGACACACACACACACACCACACUUACAUCUACACACACACACUUGUCAUUUCUUAGUUUUUCCUCCUCAUUCCUUCCUCAUUCUCUCUUUUGUUUCCUCCUCCUGUCUUCUUUCAUCCAUCCAUCAGGGUUUUGUGUGUGUGUAUGCGUGUGCGUGUGUGUGUGUGCAUGUGUGUUUAAAAGGGUUUUUAUUGAAGCGUUGUUAAUUUUCUGUUUCUAAUCUAACGGAUAAUAAAAAGAAAAGACUUGAGAAGAUUCUCUGCCAAGUGUUUUUAUAUGAAAAGAGAGAAACUGUCGAUUCACCCCGACCCUCUGUCUUCUGUUUCGCUCUCCUCACGCUGUUUUCCUUUUUUUUUUCUUUGUGUUUGUUAAAUUGUAGAAACAAGAUUACACACUUGUCUUUUUCCAGGGAGGGGCAGACACAUUUUCUGAUCUUUGUUUUUUUUAAACGGGGGUUUAUAAAGUCACACACACACACACACAUGCACACACGCAUACACGCAUACACACAGUCUCCCUCGCACUUGUCCUCCUCUCUGUUCCCCUCAUUUUGUUAAUUUUCAGUAGAUUCUGUUUGUUGUUGUACUGUUAAUUCUGAAAAUCCUGUUUUUGUAAUAAAAUUAAAAGGAACUCUAGUUUA
Molecule: messenger RNA, 4726 nt
Organism: Notolabrus celidotus (New Zealand spotty)
Lineage: Eukaryota; Metazoa; Chordata; Actinopteri; Labriformes; Labridae
Gene: supt16h
Product: SPT16 homolog, facilitates chromatin remodeling subunit
Exons: 24
Coding region: 755-3856 (1033 amino acids)
Biological process (GO): transcription elongation by RNA polymerase II; positive regulation of transcription elongation by RNA polymerase II
Cellular component (GO): FACT complex
Molecular function (GO): nucleosome binding
Source: RefSeq, a predicted model, not a curated record